Messenger RNA from Spirodela intermedia, 3946 nucleotides. The record is from the annotation of a GenBank genome assembly. Lineage: Eukaryota; Viridiplantae; Streptophyta; Magnoliopsida; Alismatales; Araceae.
AUGGUUCUUGGGACCAUCGGAUCGCUGGCGAGCGACGUCUCCAUGUCGCUGGUGAGCUUCCUAAUUGGGCGCAUGGCAGACGCCUUUGGGGAGGCUGCAGACAUCCAUGACGUCAUCCGUAGGGUCUCCAAGGUGGGCAAGGAAGCCAUUCCCGCAGCUGAUGAUCCUCUCUUUCUUAGCGCCUCAUCGUUCAAUUUGUCCGCAGGUCUCUCUGCACUUUGUUUACCUGGCUAUCGACGCCGGCGUCGAGUCAUUUCUUCGUAAUCUCCCUCCCUUCCUGAAUCUUCUCCGUCCGUCCGGCAGCGGAGGUGGUGACAAUGUUUCUUUCUUCUUCGUCUUCUUCUUCGGGGUCUGUCUGUGGCAGACGUGACCUGCAGGAUGGUCACCGGUGAGAGGCAGGCGGCGAGGAUCAGGAAUCUGUACUUGAAGAGCAUCCUGAGGCAGGAGAUCGGCUUCUUCGACCAAGGAGACGUGCACGGGGGAAGUCAUGGGCAGGAUGUCCGGAGACACCGUCUUCAUCCAAGACGACAUGGGCGAGAAGGGGGAGUUUAUGGUCAAUGAUAAAUCUUCUACAUGGUUCUUGUUCUUCUUCUUCUGCGCUGAAGGAUUCCCGUCGUUCAUCCUUUGCUUUCCAGGUGAGCAAGUUCAUCCAUCUGGUGUCAACUUUUGUCGGGGGAUUCGUCACAGCGUUCGCCAGGCCUGGCUCCUCGCCCUCGUCAUGCUGUCUACCAUCCCCCCUCUUUGUGGCCGGCGCCGCCAUGUCCACGCUCUUCGUAAGGAUGGCCUCUCGCGGACAGACGGCCUACGCGGAGACGUCGGUGAUCGUCAAGCAGACGAUCGGCAUCAUAAGAACGGUGAGUAGCGCCACCGCCACCCACUGCAGCGCCAUGAUAACAGGGUGGACAGAUAGAUCUUCUUACUUCUUCCUUAUCACCGGGUGUGGUCUGCGCGCAGGUGGUCUCAUUCACAGGAGAUAAUCUGGCCCUGGAGAAGUACGCUAAGUCGUUCAGGGCUUCCUACAAGGCGAGUUGCCAGGAGACCCUCGCCGCCGCCGCCGGCAUCGGCACCGUCCUUGGCAUCAUAAUCUUCGGCUUCGCCCUGGGCAUAUGGUACGGGAGUAGGCUGAUACUGGACAAGGGCUACUCCGGCGGGGACGUCUUCAGCGUCAUCCUCUCCAUCUUGUUCGCCUCCUUGUGAGCCCCCCCUCCAGCCGCCGCCGCUCGGUUUACUUUCUCCUUCCUGCAUUCCCCCCUGCUCAAACCGCCCGGUUUUCUCUGUCCGCCGGCCGGAAACGCAGAUCACUGGGGCAGACGUCGCCGUGCAUAAGCGCGUUCGCGGCGGGCAAGGCGGCGGGGUUCAAGAUGUUCGAGACGAUCGAGAGGAAGCCAGAGAUCGAUGCAUACGACGAAGGCGGGAGGACCUCCGGGGGGGCGCCGAGUUGAGGGACCCGCACUUCAGCUACCCUGCACGGCCGGAGGAGCCCGUCUUCACCGGCCUCUCGCUCGUCAUACCGACCGGAACGGCAACCGCCCUGGUCGGGCAGAGUGGCAGCGGGAAGUCGACAGUGAUCAGCCUCAUCGAGUGAUUCUACGACCCGUAGUCCGGUGCGGUACUCAUCGACGGCGUUGACCUCCGGGUCUUGCAUCUGCGGUGGAUCCGCGGGAAGAUCUGCCUGGUGGUCAGGAGCCCGCGCUAUUCGCCGCCAGCAUCCGGGACAACAUCGCCUACGGCAACGACGGGGCCACCGUCGAGGAAGUCCGCGCCGCCUCAGAGCUCGCCAACGCCACCAAGUUCCUCGACAAGAUUCCCCAGGUCCUUCCUCCCCCCUCCGAUCCUCCUCAAUCUUCGCGGACGCCAGCGGGGCUGACUUCUUCUUUUUCUUCUUCUUCUUCUUCUUCUGCAGGGGCUGGAGACGAUGGUAGGGGAGCGCGGGACGCAGCUGUCCGGGGGGGGAGAAGCAGCGUGUGGCCAUCGCCAGGGCGAUCCUGAAGAAUCCGUGCAUCCUCCUCCCCGACGAGGCGACGAGUGCGCUCGACGCAGAGUCGGAGCACAUCGUGGAGGAGGCGCUGGACCGGGUCAUGAAAGACCGCACCACCGUCAUCGUCGCUCACCUCCUCAGCACCGUCAGGAACGCCCGCAACAUCGCCGUAGUCCAGCGGGGGCGCAUCGUCUUCUCCGAUACCUGCAAGUACCUGGUUUCGCCGUCGACGGCGCCGGAGUCUGACGGUGGUCGCCGCCUCUGCGCAGGAUCGCACGAGGAGCUGCUCAGGGACCCGGAGGGAGCGUACUGCCAGCUCAUCCACCUGCAGGAGGCGGCGAAACAGGAGUCGUAGCCGAUCAGAGGAGCACGUCGUCGAUGGAGAUCCGCCGGCAGUUGAGCCAGAUCCGACGCUCCAUCAACCCCGGAUCCUCGAUGGGAAACAGCAGCCGCCACUCCUCGGUGGCCUUUGUCAUGUCAGCGGAGAUCGGCAUCUAUGACGAUGAGGUGGCUCCAGGGAUGGAGGAGUCGCCGGCGGAGCUCGAGGGCGAGCUGUCGUGGGCCGCCCGCGAGCCGCCGUCCGUCUCCCGCCUUGCUGCCAUGAACAAGCCGGAGAUCCCGGUGCUUCUGCUGGGGGCAGUCACCGCGGCGGUGGGCGGCGUCAUCAUGCCGGUGUUCGGCCUUGUGCUGUACAGAACAACCGAGACGUUGUACAAGCCGGCGGCCGAGCUGAAGAAGGGCACGAGGUUCUUCGCUCUGAUCUCACUGCACUCGGGCUAGUCUCCUUGGUCUCAUACCAAGCGAGGAGCUACUUCUUCGCGGUGGCGGGUGCUCGGCUGGUCAAGAGGAUCAGGAUGAGGACCUUCGAUACAAUUAGAAACUACAAGUACUGAUGUGUUGGGGUUACAUCUGAAUCCUGAGCAUAGAGAGAAUUCUCAUACAAUGUCCGUGGCAUAAAAGGUUCUCUUUGAACAAGCACGAGCUUAGAAAUCUCUAGAUCUCCUUGAACAAGAAUGUUGUGCAAGAGGAGGGUCUUAAUCGCAGAAAAUUGCAGAUAAUUAACUUCAUGUCGUCCAAGGCAAUAUUCUUGACAACCAUUUCUUCGUCGGUAAAUUACAGAUGAUUGAUUUCAUCGAUAUUCCGCAAUAAUCCAUUACUAGCAUCGAUUCUUGCCCACAUAUAAGAGACUGAAAUAAGUUCUCUAAUGCGAAUAUUAAGUGAAAACAUACAUGUUAAUGAGUAUCAGAAUUAGGGAAAACAUGCAUGUUAAUACCCCGCAAAAACUUUCCAAUUUAACAUAAAAAUAAUUCUAUUUAUAAUGAGUCUUGUACAAUCAACAAAAACUGCGUUAACUCAUGAUCGAUAUGUCAUUGGCUUACGAGAGACAAUAGGACUAUCAUCUACAUACAAUCUUACAGAUAUCAUUGGCUUACAAGCAGGUUAUAGAUACCUAUAAUGACUAAUUCAGCCCAAACAAAGAAUCCACUACUAAAGAAGGCUGACGCCUAACAUUAAUGCACCUUGAUGCCCAUUAACUUUGCAGCUUGUAGCCCACAAAACUGGCCGAAUUAAAAAAUAAGGCUCAUAUGUUUUUUUGUGUUAGUUUCCGAAUGUCAUUUGCAAUUAAAAAUUGAAUUUCUAAAUUCAAAUUAUUGUUUAAGUAAAAAUGUCAUCCAAAAUUCCAAUUUCAGCAGAAAUUUGAGUACAUAUUUAGAUUAUAUUUCAAACUAAAACUUUGCACCCUGUGUAGCCUUACCUUAGAGGAAUAUUUUCUUUUUUUUUAACAUUACUUUGUGAGUCUUGCUGUCUUGAAGUUCUCUUUCUGCUGGUGGACUCCAGCACCCCUGUGCAGUCAAGGAAGUUUUUCAACAUUCUGUGGACUUCAAAUCAUCCAAUUGUGGACUCAAGGGAUCUGUUUUCAUUUCAUCCUAGGUAAAUUUUGCAGACUCAAAUAUCUGUGGUAGGUAA